ACGCGCCACCGCCUCACAACAACAACCUCGGAGCUCUCACUAGUGCCGGUCGAGUGUUCAGUGCCACCACGUGAACUGCUGAUACGAUAUGUGAAUUGAAACGUCUUUGUCUGCUCCCGUUGGAGCUAUGGCGCGUUAUCGUAUAGCGCGCAAAAUGAAAUAGUCAGAGUGUUAGGCGACCCCCGGCAUGAGGUCGGGGGAGGGCGAAGGCUCGGAGCUGGCGGAGUUCGGUGCUCGCUGGCCGCCGCCCUACACUCAGGGCUACGGCUGGCGCUCCGCCACGCCGCAGCAUCCGCCUGCUCACCACCUCGCGAGACAUUCGCGGUCACAGCAGGACAACCGGCACACUAGCUACGAGGCUGAGGACGCUCGCGCCAGAGCGCGCGGCGGCGUCUAUUAUUCCCCGCCGGGCACAUCCUAUACCAUUGUCGAACGACCGGCCUCCUCACAUGGCCACCACACUCCAUACUCUCAACACCACUACUCGGGGAAACUAUCGAGAACACCAUAUCUCGGUUCUACUACUAUAGCAAACACUGCAGGGGCGACGAGUUUAAGAAACAGUACGAACCAUUUAAGUGCUAACGGUAAGAAACGGCCAAUAUCUCCGGAGCAGGUGCUUCGCUUAUUCGGCCAGGGCGGAGCGGCUGCGUUAGGCAAGGCUCUACCGCCGUCACAUCCGCCUGCACCGCUACCCGCACCGCUGCCUGCUCCCUUGCCGGCGAGGAGGCACUCGCCCGCCAGCAGUCCCAGCAGUACAACACACCAUGCAAUAUAUCGUGGCGGAGAGAGGGAGCGUCCGUACUCGUCAGGCGGGGCGCCGCCGCCGCCGGAGCCGGCCACGAGGACGGUCACCAUGAGCAGGGACCCCGCAGACUCGCACGGCUUCGGCAUCUGCGUUAAGGGGGGAAAGGAAGCAGGUGUGGGUGUGUAUAUAUCGAGAGUGGAGGAAGGCUCUGUAGCUGAGAGAGCAGGCUUACGACCGGGAGAUUCUAUUCUCCAAGUCAAUGGGACGCCCUUCUCUGGAAUAUCACAUGAGGAUGCACUUAAGAUGCUCAAGUCGUGUCGCCAGCUGACUAUGGUGGUUAGAACGGCUGGUGCGUUAGUUGGUAGGGCUUCCUGUUCUUGGAUGGAUCGAUACGGCAGGCCAGCCUCGCCACCACCACAACGACCCCUGAGAUCUGCAAGCAAGGAUCGCUCUAUACGGAGGGUGGAUUUGUGUAUCGAGCCGGGGCAGUCACUCGGACUGAUGAUUCGCGGAGGUUUGGAGUACAACCUUGGAAUAUACAUCACAGGGGUUGACAAGGAUUCUGUAGCUGACCGGGCGGGACUUAUGGUCGGCGACCAGAUCUUGGAAGUGAAUGGACAAUCAUUCGUAGAUGUGACUCACGACGAAGCUGUCGCCCAGCUGAAGUACCAUAAACGAAUGUCUUUGCUAGUGAGAGAUGUUGGAAAAGUUCCUCACGCUUGUACUGCUUAUGGAGAACGAGAUGCCGCCCCUAGAAUAAGCGGCUGGGGUAAAAGAAGAGGUGCGGCUGCAACAGCUGUCGAACAGAAGGCAAAGUCGUUGUUACCUCAAAGCGACUUGCCCGCGCUGGCAUAUUACAUGGAGGAAUACGCCAACAGAAGACUCACGGCUGACGCAUUCCUCACAGUUUUAAGAGAUUUACUCGACACACCCCAAAAAUAUUCCCUUCUGACGGAAAUCCGGGAGUUUUUACUUCCUGAGGACCGGCCUCGUUUCGACGAGCUCGUGUAUAGACGCCCCGAGGACGGUACAGAACACCAUGUGAAGCGAAGUGGCGAACGACACAUGCUGCCGUCGUCAACCAUGCACGACCUCCACGACCCGGAGGCGCCGGCUGAAGUGCCCCUCGUUGUGGAUCACCGCUCGCCCUCCGAGGACUCCGGCUUGGGCCUCCCGCCUCAUGACCAGGCUUACAGGAGCGGGCGCGCGUGGUGCCCUGGGGACCCUGCGCCCCCACCGCCCAAGCCGCCGGACGAAGACCUGGAGCCUCCGCCCGAGGAGUACCAGGAGGAGGGAAGGCGUUCCAGAAGACAUUCUUCACCAUGUAAUUCGAGGGAGGGCAGCACUACCGCCCUCCACACACAACACUACGACGAUGCUUGCGGCUAUCUCGAGGGACUGCGCUCAUCACUCGGUGGCUGGACGCAGAAAGUUAAAUCAUGGUACUGGGGACGACCUCUAGAAUUGGCCCACAAGUUGUCGCGUAGCUUCGACAUGAAAGAAGAAGGUGGUGCUUUACUUGAGGAUCGAGGUGGGAUCCGCAGGCACCAGUCCAUGCAGCGCCUGCAACAUGGCGAUGCCCAGAUGGACGAAGGCAGAGCCGCGAGGGUUGUUCCGGAUCACCAUGGAAACCUACACAUCACUGUCAAGAAAACCAAGCCGAUCCUUGGCAUCGCUAUCGAGGGCGGCGCCAAUACUAAGCAUCCGCUACCCAGAAUAAUCAAUAUUCACGAGCAUGGCUCAGCGUAUGAAGCUGGGGGACUAGAAGUGGGACAAUUGAUACUGGCGGUGGAUGGGCAUAGAGUCGAGGGCAUGCAACAUCAAGAAGUCGCUCGACUUAUUGCAGAGUCUUUUGCGCAACGAGAUAAGCCAGAGAUUGAGUUCUUGGUUGUAGAAGCGAAGAAGUCAAAUCUGGAACCAAAGCCAACUGCGCUAAUUUUUUUGGAGGCCUAACAUCUACUUUCCCUCCCCGCCAGCGACCCUCCGGCCGCGCUGGGCAGCGCGAUGCCGGGAGUCGACCUCAUCGCCCACACCACGGAAUAGCCAACUCCAACCUGCGCUGCCACAUGCUCUUCUGAACGGACAGACAUACAACACUCCCCGCACAUGGUUACGAUACUGAUCAAUACUAAUUAGUAUUAGAGACAGUAUUUAACGAUCUGCGGAGAGCGGUCUUUACCGUUCGCUCUACAGAGGAUAUAACAUCGAAUAGAUAGACACUAUCUAUUCCUAUCCGGACGUUGCAACGGACUGAUAUGAGAAAACGCAGGUUUUAAAAGUAGGCUAAACAAAAUUAAUGGCACAAGGGAGGCAAUUUUUUAUAAUACAAAAAAGUUUGAUGAUAUUUCCAAAACUUGUUAAAAAUCUCCAAGUACACUGCCCAAAACUCAAUGAAAUGAUCUAAAACGUCCCACUAAUUUCACCGGGAUCUAUUGGGUAUGUAACGUUUUGUAAUUGUUUAUAGAAAGUAGCGUUACCAAAUAACCAUUGGUAGUCUACGACUGAAUUUUAUAUAAAAUAUCCUAAUUUUAACAAUUGUAAUUAUCUUAUGAAAUUGAAGUACAUUCGAAUAAGUAAAUUUUUGCAAAAUAGUAACAUUUGAUACGAUUCAAAUUCAAAUAUUAAAUAGAACUAGCGAAUUUAACACGAGAAGUAACGUAGAGUUCUAAUAUAAAGUAAAAAAAAUUAGUUUGGCAUUGGUGCUACGAGAACAAAAAGAGCAAUGAUCUCAAAUCAUUCGAACUUAGUAUCACUAGUCGAUUUAGAGCUUACUUACGGGGUUUAAACAUUCCAUGUAAUGUUCAUCGGUUCACUUGCGACAUCCAUGUGCCAUCAACGUUGACAUUCGGGUCGGAAGCAUCAGGUCAUCUCAUCGCAGGUCGUUGUACCCCCGGUACAGGAAGACCAGGGUCACGUCAUCCGUAGAGCAGAGCUUGCAGCACGACGCACUGCUAAGCAACCUGCACUUUUAUAACUACACUAGCAGAGUUUCAAUUUGUUUAAACUAAUUAUAUUUGAAAUGCAAUAGAAAUACUUUAAAGUAUAUUCGUUCCGAUAAUAAUUACAAGUGAAUUAAAUUAAAUUAAACAAAUAAAACCUAUCCGUAUCAUUGAUUGACGAUGUAUUGGCGAGUUCAGUUUGCUUAGUGUGUUUGCAGUGCGCGUAACAUGUCAUUCCAUUGGUAGUUAAGCGGUGAGUUAAGAAAUUUAUGGCGGAGAGGGAUUUAAGCCCACUCGUUGUUUUACUGAUACGUAGAUUUUAAGUGAAUGUGUGCAAUAUAAUCCAUUUUAUGUUAGGUGUUAGUUACAAUUGGCUUUUAUAUUUAUUAGUAGAUCGUAACAAAUUACAAAACAGGAUAAAAAUUUUAAUCGGUAGCUUUUAUCACGUACGUCUAAUUAUAAUCAUAUCGGCAAGACGUUAUUUUCAAUCCAUUUUAACUAUGUAAAGAUUGUAAGGAAAUGUUAUUCUUUAUGUUAUCUGUGCUCUUACGGAGUCAACAAACUUAUGUCAAUUUAAUCGCAAUAAUAAAUGGAUUGAAAACUUAUCGAUUAUGUAAUUCAAUUAAUUGGAUUUUUUAAAAAUGAUUACGGAAAAUAUUCUAUAUUAUAAAAAUGUAUGUGUUAUACGCUAAAGCUUUUAAAGCCGCUGUAGAUACUGUAACCUUCGAUGAUCGUCACAAAUGUAUUUACUUGUAAAUGUGUAAUCAAUUAUUUUAAUGAAUUUGUCUUGAAUCAGUGUAGUUGUAAAUAUAUAGAAUAAAGUUGUAAAUAUAAAGUUUUGAACGUAUUGUAAAAAAAAAAUUAAAUAAUUAUAUAUCAUAAUGUUAGUGCCAAAGCGUACAUUCCUUCGAGUAUCCUGUACAGUGCUGGGUGGACAUAGUGGCUUAUACAUACAGAUUCACCUCACAUACGCUUAAAGUAAAAAUUUUAUAUAUGAAACACGCUUACACCGUUAAUAUUCAUUUAGUAGAUGUUACCUCAUCAACGUUGCUCCUUCUAUGUAUUCCUUAAAAAAUGUAUUUCGAUAAUCUUGUUUUGAGAAUGAAAAUUCAUAAAAAUAUUAUUAAUAUCGCAGGCAAACGAGAUAUUGAAUAUAAAAACAUAGGUACGUUUAGAAUUGAACAAAUAAAUUUAUUUAUAAUGAAACAUAUUUUAUUAUUAAUUUAAAAUUUAAGUAUAAAUAGAAAAUCUGUUUAUUUAGUAGCAAUUACUUCAGAUUAUGAGAAUUUUGUGAUGAUUCUCUUUAUAUUGAUGUACUGAAAUAAAAUAAAUUAUUUAAUAUAAUAUUGUUUUAGAAUUACGAAAGAAUUAUUAAUUCCAUUAAAACGAAGGAUGUUUAAUUAUAAUUCAGAGAACAAAGCAAUAUAAUAAUUUAUAUAUGUUUAUUUAAAAAUAAAACGUAUUUCUUUUUAAUAAGGAUCGGUACUUUCUCAUGUUUUCUCCAAUUGUAAUUCUCCGCUUGUAAGUAUUAUUUUUUGUCUAUGGUUACAUUUAUCAAUAUAUUAUCUGCUGUGUGCUGAGCGCCUUUCAACCCAAUUGAGAGUUACGAAAAAAGAUAUUAGCAAUGUAUAAAAAAUGUAUUGAUUUAUCGGUUUCUUAUCAAAGGUCUCCACUUAUUGUACCUACAACCUUAUGUCAAAUUUCUGACGUAGGCAUGCAUUUCAACUAAAACAAUAUUCCUGAAGUUCUAUACCGUCCAAAGUUUAUCAUUUGCUUUUAUUUGGCGGUGUGUUAAUUUAAAAAAAAAAAAAUGUUUUAGUGACAUGUUCGCGUGUUUAAAAUAUUUUAUCUAUAUCAUGAAAUUAUCAAUUGUGUUGAAACAUCUGUAUGUAGUCUGUUGUUAAGUUUGCAGUUGACAACAAAAAUAAAUUGUUAUCUAGAA
This is a messenger RNA of Danaus plexippus (monarch butterfly), 5629 nucleotides long. It is a transcript of the gene dysc, whose product is annotated as whirlin. Gene Ontology annotation, cellular component: stereocilia ankle link complex; plasma membrane; cilium. NCBI's taxonomy places the organism in Eukaryota, Metazoa, Arthropoda, Insecta, Lepidoptera, Nymphalidae. The coding region runs from base 188 to 2701 and encodes 837 amino acids. The record is from RefSeq and is a predicted model, not a curated record. The transcript has 19 exons. Gene Ontology annotation, molecular function: protein binding.